This is a messenger RNA of Podarcis lilfordi (Lilford's wall lizard), 151 nucleotides long. Lineage: Eukaryota; Metazoa; Chordata; Lepidosauria; Squamata; Lacertidae. The record is from the annotation of a GenBank genome assembly.
GUGCAAGUGCACAAUAUUUAUUACUUAUCAGAUCCAUAGUUUUAAUGUAGGUGCAGCACAACUGGACAACAACAACAACAACAACAACAAACCAGUUGAUAAAUAUUCAGAUGCCUGCACAAAACGACUCAGUGCUACGGACGUCUUCCAA